Messenger RNA from Mastomys coucha (southern multimammate mouse), 2383 nucleotides. It is a transcript of the gene Morn4, whose product is annotated as MORN repeat containing 4. The coding region runs from base 806 to 1246 and encodes 146 amino acids. The transcript has 5 exons. The record is from RefSeq and is a predicted model, not a curated record. Lineage: Eukaryota; Metazoa; Chordata; Mammalia; Rodentia; Muridae.
UAAAAAAAAAUCCCAGUACUCAGCCUUGCGGACGCCUUUAAACCUUGUACUUGGGAGUCAGAGGCAGGUGGAUUUCUUUGAGUUUGAGGCUAGCCUGGUCUACAAAGCGAGUUCCAGGACGGUCAAGACUGAACAGAGAAACCAUGUCUCGAAAAACCAAAAAUAUAAAUAAAUGUCAGACUUCAUGCAGUUUACAUAGUGUAUGAGCAAAUGACUCAAUGCUUUAUGCUUUAUCCGAUCAUUGAGGAAAGCUUUGGUCCCUUGAGAAUAAAUUAGUCCGUGACUUUAUCCACCUGAGUGUCUAGACACAGUUGGUCCUCGUUUUCAUUAAUAAAAGAAGAAGAAAAAUAUAGCUUUAUCCUCGCUCUGUAUAAAUACCACCGGAGACAGUCGGAGAUAUAAAGCUAACAAUAUUAGCUGAAAGUUCUCACUAGUUCUUAAGAUUUGAGAACGGGCGGAGAGUGAGAAAAAGCUGUAUACAGAGUCUGUACUAAGAGCCAGCUGCUAAAGGAAGUAGCUGAAUCACAAGGGGAGAAGAAGGAAAGAAAAGGCAUACCAUGCACAGGAGGCAUUGCCAAAGAGAAAGAGGAAGAAAGCAAAAGCCUAUUUAGGACAGCCUGCUUGGCUGGGGAGAAGCGGAGCCUAAUGAGCCAGAGAGGCCUGGUGAGCCAGCAGAGGGCAUGUGACAUCCUGGAGCUUCAGGGAAGAGCUUGCAGGGGUGCAAUGGAGAGCACAUCCACUCCAAACCUAGACACGAGUGGAGAAUAGAGGCUGCAGUGGUCAUCCUCUUCUGUAAGCUGCAGCCAUGACCCUGACGAAAGGUUCCUUUACCUACUCCAAUGGGGAGGAAUACCGUGGCGAGUGGAAAGAGGGCCGGAGACAUGGCUUUGGUCAACUGAUGUUUGCAGAUGGUGGUACCUACCUGGGUCACUUUGAGAAUGGGCUUUUUAACGGCUUUGGAGUACUGACCUUCUCAGAUGGCUCAAGGUAUGAGGGGGAGUUUUCCCAGGGCAAGUUCAAUGGCGUCGGAGUCUUCAUUCGAUAUGACAACAUGACCUUUGAGGGGGAAUUUAAAAAUGGCAGAGUAGAUGGUUUUGGCUUGCUGACUUUCCCAGAUGGUUCUCAUGGAAUACCCCGCAAUGAAGGUCUGUUUGAGAACAACAAGCUGCUGCGGCGUGAGAAGUGUUCCGCCAUAGUUCAGCGGGCUCAAAGCGCCUCCAAGUCAGCCAGAAACCUCACUGCCUGAGGGAGCUUUGGGCACAGAUGGAAAGUAUGUGUAAAGCAGUGGCAUCCCUUGUCUGCGUGCGAGGUGAACAAACGAACCGGAUGUGAGAUGAGAAUGACUGUGACACCACAGCCUGGGAGGUGCUCUGUCACCUGCCAAUCAGGAGUUCAGUCGCAGAAAAGUAUGGAGGAGUUCUGGCCCCGAGACGCUGCGGCAGUUAUGUCCUUCCCUGGCCCCGAUGUGCUCAAGAACAGGGCCUGCCCUUUCUUCCUUGUUAUUCCCAAGACCUUGGGUUACCUAGUGCUGUGGCCUUCUCUCCGCCUGCUGUCAAACUAUAGAGAAUCUCUUCAUUCCGCCCACCCUUUCGGCAGAUAAUCUGGGCCUGGACUCAGGCCCAGUCCUGUGUGCUACCACUGGAGAAAUCAGGAAAAAGUCAAGGGUGACUUAGACCACAACAGCUCUGUGAAGUCCAGGCCGGAGCUCUUCUGGGUGUUACCCACUCACGCACUGCAUUUGGAAGCCUGGCUGGUCUCUGUGUCUUCUUAUCCUUCCUCAGUGUAAGAGUGUGGUUUUCUUCUCACUCAGCUUUACCUGAGUCUUCCUUACCUGAGUUACAGCACACAGCCCAAUCCCCACCUGUGCCUCUCUCUUCCCUUAGAUGUCAGACAGGAUCCCUUUAUAGAAUAGCUAAGUGAGAACCUGGUGCAAAAGUAACUUAUGACCUGCAUUCAUUACUCAAUCCAGGGCAAAGGGCAGACCUAUCCAGGCCUUCUAGGGAAUGACCUGGAAUCCCAGGGAAGGCUUGCACCGAGAGUUCCUUCCCAGUGUACCAUUGGUUCAGGCUCAUUGUCCUUUGGGUGUUCAAAGACUUGGAUCCAUCCUAGUGUGAAGUGUCUAGCAUGGGCUCCUCCAUUUGGCUCAUGACUCUGGAAGCAAGAGUCUUGGCCCUUGGUCCUGGGACAGAUCUUCCUGCCAAAAUCAUCACAAGGUCUCCAGUUAGCCUAGGUCCCAGCCCCAGGCCCAGCCCCAGGCCCCCAUCCUCAAAUCUCUCUCAACAGCAGACUAUGGUGGAAAUUAUAGCUGUGUGCCUCUAUUUAUCACCUGAACUGUACUGUAGAAACAAUUGUUUAUAGGAAUAAACCAAUCACCAGAACUGCC